UUCCCUCCCCAACCACGUGACGCCUGCUCGCGGCGAGGCCCGGGCGGCGCGCGAUGGAAGCGGCCGCGGGGGCGGGGCUGCUAGUCUGCGAGCGGCUCCACGCGCGCCACGACCCGCGCUGGCUCCUGCGGCUGCCCCCGGCGCUUUGCCUGGCCUGCGUCAUCGAGACGCUGGGGGACGGCGGCGCCUCGCUGGUGCGCAAGAAGCACGUGCUGUCUUGCUUCCGGGAUGUCCUGGCCUGGCAUGCCGUGCCAAUCCUCCAGCUGCUAGCACAGGACGAAAGGGUGUGUGUUCAUUUCAUAGGAACUCUCUUUGGGAUGUUGCAUACAGCAGAAGACAGCAGUGCACUGGAUCUACCCACUGAAGUUCUGGUGCGACUUGUGGCGGAUCUGAAGUUGGAACAAUAUGUACACUGUGUGUUGGAUGAAAGCCAGAAAGAGUUAUCUAAGGCAGCCACCAUGAGAGGGAGCCUGCCUACGUUUAAUCUCCUGGGCAAACUGGCAGAUGCCAUCCCGGGCUUAGCUGAUAUAUUGGUGAUUGAACACGGUAACUUAAUGGAACACCUGCUGGCAGGCUUGAUGUACCCCAAUGAGGGUAUAAAGGCUACUGUCUGCUAUCUUUACGGCAAGCUGUAUUCUUCCCCCAUCAGUUCAGAAAGGCUGUCAGUGCACUUCACAGAGAGGCUGUGUGACCUCUUCCUGGCUACCCUAGGGAAUGCACAGACAAAGGAACUGCAAGUUAACUGCAUGGGUUUGCUAAAGGAGCUGCUGAAUUCUGACCAUUUUGUGUCAGUUAUUAUGAACAAUUCAAGAAGAGGGGCAGAUUCCGAGAAUGCUGAGUUGCUGGAGAAAGAGAACCCACUGCCGCUCAUGCUGAAAAAGCUGUUGCUGUCCAGAGAUGAGAUGCUACAGGUGGCAAGUGUUCAAUGUAUGACUGCUGUGCUUGUGCAUUCUCCCAUCAAGUAUGCUCCUGCCUUCAUUCAUGCAGACAUCCCAGAAUUCCUGUUUGAGCGUCUCUCCUGCACCAGUGAAAUUCUCCUCUGGUCGGUUUAUUGCUGCCUGUUGCUCCUAACUGAGGAGCGGCUUUUCUUUUCCAAGUGUCACACAGUCUAUGGCAUCGAGUCUGUGGUGAGGAGCCUGAAAGGGAUCCUGCAGCUGAAUAAUGUGGAGCUGCACAAGCAGGGACUCUUGCUGUUCACUGAAAUACUGAAACGGCAGCCAGUGGAAAUCAAGUUAUUCACAAAUCUAGCCAUGUGUAAAGAUGCCAUUGGUGUUCUUGUGGAGGCAGUAAAAUGUCCAGUGCUGGAGGUAGCAGCAGAGGCUGUGAAAGCGGUGGCAGCUAUUAUGAGGAAGGACCACUUGAGCUGUCCCCCAGUGCAGUAUGUAGAGUUGCAGAGACUGAUUGAGACUAUGCUGAAGCGGUGCGCUGACCUCUCACUGCCACCCAUUAACAGGAGGUCUGCAAGUCACCCGGGGCACAGCACUCAGAACAAAGCGGUUUUGCGACAGGGGCAGUUCCUGCUCAGCACUGUGGAAGGCUUCAGAAAUGCUUGUAGGUUCGCUGUGGAAUGUCAAAGCGACCCCUUGGCUCAGGAGAACGCUUUCACUGCUCCUGGCUCGGAGAGCGAGAAUACUCUGGGCAGCUACUCUGAGUUUCUGCUGAGGAUUUGCGACAGCCUUUGCAUCCCCGUAGUCCUGAAGCACUCAGAAAGGACUUCCAGCCCAGCUCUGAUGGAGGUUUUCAUAUCCGCCCUCAGCACUCUGUUCGCUGUUGUGCCGAGCAUGCAUGAGAAAUUCUCUAGGAAGCUGGCAUCCUCUUCUUUCAUUCGACUGGCACUGGAGCUGAAGGCCAAAUUCUGCACUGGACAAAGUAACCCUGCUUUGAAUCAAGCCUGUUCCAGCUUCCUCUACAGCAUGUGCCUCAGCCUUCAUUCAGCUGCAGAGAAGAUGGAGGACUCUUCCCAGGAGGAGCGAGAGAUGUCGGAGCUCCUGCAGAGGAGUCUGCCCCAGUUAAACUGCAAUGUGCCUGAAAGCCUCACCCUCCUGUCAGAAACCCCAGAUCCCUUCUGUUUAGAUGAAGCUCUUCGUAGCCACCAAUAUUGCCUCCUGCUCCUCUUGUACUGUGCCUAUGCCCUGGAAGACAGGUUUGUUCCAGAGGCAGAAUUAUUUUCAGCCAUAAGAAAUUUCCUUCUGUCAGUGCAGGACCAGGGAGACUGUCCCCCACCUUAUGUCUUCAGAGCCGUUCUUUACCUUCUGGCAGUCUGUCAAGACAAAGGCGAAGCCUUAGACUUGAGUCCACUGUGUGCCAUAAGGAGGGUCCUGGAGAAUACAUCAGAUCUGAGCUUGGUCUACAUUCAUCAUCCUCUUCUGCUUAAAUUUUUCCUGCAUUACUCUGAGCUUAUGGGCAAAUUCGGUCACCGGAUCCUCCAGCUCUGGUUUUCCUGGGAAGACUACAGUCAGAUUGAGUCUGAAGAUGCUGUCUCUGGGCUCUCCUCUAGCUUGCCUGAUUAUCCAAACAGCUUUACCACUUUGCUUCACAUCCUGAAGGAGAAUUCCAGUGUUUUACUCAUUUUGCUGGACCUGGUCUGCCUGAGCACCACAGAAGUGGCUCACAAGGUUUUGAUGACCUUGAGUAUGUUUCUGAAAAGAAACGAGGAUGUUGUUGUUUGUGACCUCCUUCGGAGUCAGUUUCUACAGAUCCUGCAGCAGCUUCUAGUGGAGAGCAGCUCCACCACUUUACGAGCUAGCAAGAACCUGCCUCUGUUGCUGAGCCUUCUCUUCCUGGUGCAGCUGAGGAAUGAGGCUGAGAGAGAGCUGGACAGCACAGACUUCAAGCUGCUUCACCAUGUCAGUGACCUUUGUGGAAAAUGCAGACCAGGAGAUGUUGAGCUGCUGCAGCCUUCCUUGAACUUCCUAUAUUGGAGCCUUCACCAGACAACAACAUGUAGUCAACAGAGAGUGGUGGCUGUGCUGCUCUCUAGUGUGCCUUUGCUGGAGUUGCUCCAGAAGGUUUUGGAACUCACCUGGAUGUGGCCCUGUCGCUCUGGACCCGCUUUAUCUUCAUCAGAAGAGGCGCUUCUCUGCUCUGCUUGGUUGCUGACUGCUUCCCUCUUAGCUCAUCAGCACCGUUACAACUCUGAGGUUCACCAGACGAUCUCUCUGGAUGUAGAACAGGUCCUGAAUGCAGUCAUCCUCAGAAGGAAGAAGCCUGCGCUGCUCUUAGUCAGUAUCCUUCAGUUCUUGCGAGCCAUCCUCAGACAGAACUUCUCUUCCGCCCUGCUGGUGCUCAUAGUCCAGCCCACAGCUCAAAGCAGGAUAGAGCCAUCAUCGUCAGAGGACGAUGCCUCCCUGUAUCCACUGACCACUUGGCAGGUGCUCUCGCUUGUCGUCAGUCUGCAGAACCUUCUGGUCCAGAAAGACCUAUUGCUGUCUCAGAGUGUUGUUGCCUGCCUGGAGGUCUUGAUGGAGUACCUGCAUAGGAAGAACCAGGGCAUCGCGCUCCAUGUCGUCUCACAGCCCUGGAAUCGAUUCCUGCUCUUCACACUACUGGAUGGUGGCGAGAACUCCUUCCUUCGUCCAGAAAUUCUCAGGCUGAUGACUUUGUUUGUGAGAUAUCGGAGCAGCGGUAUUAUUUCUCAAAGUGAAAUUAGCCAGAUACUCCAAGAGGCAGUAAAAGCCAAGUUAGCAGAGCUUCCUGUUGCCACAUCCCAGGCUCUACGCCUCUUGCUACUUCAGCUUCAGAGUGGGAGUUGUGAGAUGGAGCCAGCCCAAGAAGGGACCAUUCAGACCUUGCUGGAGAGCCUCCCAGCCAGGACCAGGACACAUCUAAGCCCACAGGACAUGGUGUAUCCUUUUGCAAGACACAUAUCCUUGGUAAAUGACAUUGCUAAGCAAGGCGCAGCAGUUGGGCGAGGGGUGAUAUUUAAUCUGUUGCUCCAUGCCAUCAUCCAGCUAAGAUUGAAUGAGAGUAAGAAUGUAUUCAGUACAUCUCCACUUGUUGCAGAUGCCAAGACCCUCAUGCUAAGAACUGGCCAGGGGCAUCGUGUGGUGAAAAAAAUCCUAAUUGUGCAGAAAAGGGAUUAAUGAUACCUAGCCCCUCGCUGCCUGUGCUGGGAACAGUGUCUUGAUGGGACGAUUCUUGUCUACCUGACAGAGACAGCUUGAGGAAUGAGCACAGGACUGGGAGCCAGGGAUAUCUGAUCAUGGCCCCGUCACUGACUCCUCCCUAGGACGAGUGAUUCAUUUAACUUCUCUGUCUGCCUCAGUUUUUCCAUCUGUUAACCUGUGCUGCUACUCAUUUUUCCUUCCUCACAGGGGUGACAUGAAGCUAACUGGACACUUGUAAAGCACUUUGAAAACAACCACCGUUAUGCAAGGACUAGGUAUUAUUGUUAGCCCUUGUUAAAAGGGCAGGCAUGUCUUGUGGCAUUGUCAAGCAUCUCCACCACUCAGCCUGAGCUAGAAGCAGAGUUGAUGGGCACUGCUAGCAAUUGCAACUAGCUCAUCUCAACCAGAAGGGUUAGUUAGCCCAAAAUUGCCCUUGUUGGGGGUUGGGAAAUAAAUGAGGGAGCCUAGAAUAUAUGCUUAAUUAAGUGGCUACUUCUCUCUCAAAUUAGCUGCUUUAGCCUGCCUGGCUAAAGACACUGCAUUGUCUCCGCCAGCUAAUGCCCCAGAUACUGUCUCUGUUCUUGUGCCUGUGCAGGGGACUCUGUCCAAAGUGCUGCUGAAGCUAAUGCUGUUGCGAGCCACCUGUAGUGCAGUGUCUGUGAAGCAUCUCUGUUGCAUUUGACAAUCACAUGGGAGUCGCCCCUUAAGGAUCCAUUUUCUAAGUAAAACCCUGUCUGGUUAGUGAUCAGCCCCCACUGGGAGGCUGGCACCACCUUCAGGAUUCCUGCUAGAGUGGUUCCACCAUUAUCCCAUGUUGGGUGCUGAGGUUUGCUCCAGAAUAAAAGUUCUCAACCUGCACACAUUGAUCCCAUUCCACAUGAGAGUCCCUGCAAUUGUCUUUUUUGCAGGUAGAGGGGGUAGCGCCCUGAGCCAUCUCCCUUAUUCCUUGCCUCCGGGCUGUUGCAACUGGUCUUCCGAUGCUAGGGGGCCCAAAGAUCCUUGCACUGUUUUUUACAAAGUAUUCGGGAUGCAUCUGAAUAGGAAUGCGAGGGUCACUGUAUGGAAGGGCAAGAAUCCUCUAGUUGAAAGCCAGGUUUUUAAGUUUAACAUUGUCUGGAAAGCUGUUCCCCUCCCCACAGCCAGAACCCAGGUUUAGGGAAAGGACAGGUGUAGUAGCUUUUUGGCAACAUUUGUUGAGCACUGCCCAAACAGGAAAUUACAACAGCGAGCUGGGUUUUCCUGACUUGUCCUUCCCUUUGGUUUUCCAUUCAUGCCAUCAACAUCAGAUGCCUGGGAGGAGUGGCAGUGUCUCUCUUGCACAUUGCAGACUGAAACAAGAGGAGGGAGCACGUGGAGCAGAGAAAUAAGAAAUGGACGGAUAAAGACCAUUCCUGCCCUUUUUCCCAGACAGUGGCUUAGAUAGGAACAAUAACAGAAAUGGUUGGUAGCUGGUUUUCAAAAGUUAUGUGUUUACUGUUGUUGAAAAGCAAUCACAAAAUAAAAUCUUGCAUUCCCUC
Chelonia mydas (Green sea turtle) is the source of this 5623-nucleotide messenger RNA. It is a transcript of the gene MEI1, whose product is annotated as meiotic double-stranded break formation protein 1. The record is from RefSeq and is a predicted model, not a curated record. Bases 54 to 4082 code for a protein of 1342 amino acids. Gene Ontology annotation, biological process: meiosis I. NCBI's taxonomy places the organism in Eukaryota, Metazoa, Chordata, Testudines, Cheloniidae. The transcript is spliced from 30 exons.